Triticum aestivum (bread wheat) is the source of this 1179-nucleotide messenger RNA. RefSeq names its product CASP-like protein 5A1. The record is from RefSeq and is a predicted model, not a curated record. The transcript has 3 exons. Gene Ontology annotation, cellular component: membrane. Lineage: Eukaryota; Viridiplantae; Streptophyta; Magnoliopsida; Poales; Poaceae. Bases 351 to 887 code for a protein of 178 amino acids.
CCAUUUCCCUCCCACUCCUUCCACCACUCGGACACGGAGCCGCGGAGGGGAGAGAGAGAGAGACUGGGAGGGACCCCACGGCGUGCCGUCGCAGCUGCAGCUCCCCAGAAACUGCCGUCGCCUUUCCCCCCGGCCAAAAGCAAGGGGAACCAACGGCAAGCAGCGCCUCCCCCGAGCCCCCCCUCCCCUCCCCGGUCGACCCCGGCGCGUGUGGCCCCUCCCUCCUCCUCCACUCCGCCCAAUCCAGUCCCCUGCGAGGCCAAACCCUUCUUCGCCCAGCCCCCACCGGUCCCGCGGCGGCGAGGCGGGAGGUGAGCGCGUAGGGGGAGCCUGUACCGUCGGGGGCCGAGAUGUUCGCGAGCAGGCCGGCGGUGCACCCGGUGGAGGCGCCGCCGCCGACGGAUCCGGUGGAGCAGCCCACGGGGGUGCUCAUGAAGGACCUGCCCGGGAUGCCCGGCACGGCCGGCGGCCUCGCGCUCCGCCUCGCGCAGUUCGCCUUCGCCGGAGUCGCCCUCGGCGUCAUGGCCUCCACCAACGACUUCCCCUCCGUCAGCGCCUUCUGCUAUCUUGUUGCAGCAACCAUAUUGCAAUGCCUAUGGAGCUUCUCGCUUGGGAUUGUUGAUAUCUAUGCAUUGCUUGUUAAGCGUUGUCUAAGGAACCGCCGCGCUGUUUGCCUGUUCGCAAUUGGAGAUGGGAUCACGGCAGCACUCAUCUUCGGCGCAGCAUGCUCGUCGGCAGGCAUCACGGUCCUGAUCGACAACGACCUGAACAUCUGUGCCGAGAACCACUGUGGCAGCUUCGAGACCGCGACGGCGAUGGCAUUCAUGAGCUGGUUUGCUCUCACGCCCUCCUUCCUGCUGAACUUCUGGUCGAUGGCUUCCCGAUGAAAACAACGAGGAGGAAGAUAUAGCUUGACUUUUUGUGCGCCCAAUUACGGUUUAGCGACGUCUGGAUAGAGUGGCACAGCUAAUCGCAUUGUGAUCGGAAGCUGAUGUGCGCCUGUGGAGACACACACGUAUCUAGUACUGCACCUAUGUAAAAAGUGGAAUAGGUAAUUAAUGGCUUGUCUUGAACAUUGUGUUGCUAUGGAACUCUACUAGGAUUCUUUUGACCCAGGCAGACGUGUGCCCUAUAAAACGCUUGAUGUCCUGAACCAAACUGGUUGAGUUUUGCCCUGAA